Messenger RNA from Mercenaria mercenaria, 5410 nucleotides. Its product is annotated as protein downstream neighbor of Son-like. Gene Ontology annotation, cellular component: nucleus. NCBI's taxonomy places the organism in Eukaryota, Metazoa, Mollusca, Bivalvia, Venerida, Veneridae. The coding region runs from base 146 to 1954 and encodes 602 amino acids. The record is from RefSeq and is a predicted model, not a curated record. The transcript has 10 exons. Gene Ontology annotation, biological process: nuclear DNA replication.
UGUAUUUAAAGCGCGAAAUUUCAACGAAACGCUGUCAACGUCAAAAAAGGAACAAUGAAUGACUAUGGUCAUAAGUCGGUAUUUUACAUAAGCCUUCAUUUGCUUUAAACUAAAUAAAUAUUUACAUUACACGUUGAGAAUUGAAAUGGACCCUUCAGAAUGGAAAAAACCAUCGGAUGUGAUGAAAAUCCACAGGAGAAGAAAAUCAGUGUCACAGAGACGCAUUACAUCAGACCCAGAUAAGCGGACCAGUAUUAUUUACAAAUCUCCCUCAAAAUCUGUGAAAAGAAAGAAUCCUUUUCAUCAAGACAGCCCUCAUCCUUUCCCUGCAAAGCGACAGCAGAUAGAUUUCAAAGAAAACAAGCCAGAUGAACACGAACCUUUGAGCUGCCAGCUUUUUACUCUUCUGGAUACAGUAAAUGAGGGAAAGGAACAAGAUAACAGAAAACAAGUACAGAGUGCAGCAGAGGUUCUUAAAGAACAACAGUACAAUGACCUGCAGAGACAGUCUGUGGUGAAACAAGACAUCACAAAACCUUUGAAUAAGCAAAGUACAUCAUCAGACGAAAAGAAGGUCAAGGACAAUGAAGUGUCACCUUUCCUGCCUGUAGACUGGUCAUUGAAGACCAAAGUUCGAGUAGUCUCCAGUCAGCCAUUAAAUUGGUGUACCCAACUAAAAUCCGCAGAUGAGGCAUAUGGAAUGGAACAUUUUGUUAAGAACUCCAAAAGUGCUUGUGAUUCAACUAUUAGUGACAAAAGACAAUUCCAUAGAUGUUGCAUGUACUGGAUCCAUCCGAAUAUACCCUGGAUGAAGCUCUUCCCUAGAAUUAUAGAUGAUGCAAAAUCCAGUAUUGUGGCUUCGUAUCUUCUGCAGGAAGAAGUUCAGAAGAGUUUACAAGCGGACUGGGAACAAAGUUUUACAUCUGCGUACCAUCAGCUGAGAUCUAGACUGUGUCCCUAUUUCUAUCUCUGUACACAUCAGUUUACAGUGCUGUUUUACAAUGGAUCAGAGUCACAUUCUGGUAUUGUUGUCAUGGUUACACCUACAACAAGGGGAUUUAGGGAGCUGCUUGAAAAUGAAGGAAUAGAGUUUAAGCUGCCAGUGAGCAAUAAGUCACAAAGCCCAGAUGGAAAAGAAACCACAUCAAGGAAAAAUGAUGAUAGUAAAGGCAUGAAUGUGGAUAACCCUGAAGAUAUAGAUGAGGACCCUGAUGACAUUCUAGAUGCAGACGAUGCUGCCCAUGGCUGGCUGGAGAGUAUGGGGCUAGAUAAGAAACAGUUUCCAUCACUCGACCCGAAGAAAGUUAAGCUUCAGCGUGAGGGUUUUCGUGUGAUAGAUCACAGACCUGAAUCUCUAGUUCUGAUUGAGGGUCCAGAUGUGCAAGCAUUCUUCAAUUUCCUCCUCAAUUGUCGAACAUGUGUUGCCAUGAGUGGAAUACAAGCCGGUCUCCCCCCAACCAUACUCAGCCCAGCACCUUUCAAAGGAGCAACUCUGAAAUCUCACAAGGUGAAACACACAGCUGUUAAACAGAGUGACAGAGAAGGAAAUGUAACUCAGGCACACAUAGUGGAAGUUGCGGGUCCAAUCCUCCCGCAUCAUUGCCAAGGACUUGUAUCACUUCUCCACCGUACCCAGAAUGCCGAUUAUGGCAUGGUGUGUAACAAUCACGAUCCAACUAUACCGUUUAAUGUUCUCAGUAAAUUGAUUCACAGUUCUAACGCUGAUAAGUAUGAAAACAGCGAGAAAUUAUCAGAAAACGAGUCAAAAUGUAACACAAGUACGAUAUUGGAUAGUAUUGAGGACGGAAGUUCCAGCGCAAAAAGUGAGAAAGAGGGUAACGUUGUGCAGUUAGAUGCAGAAAGAUUUCAUAAACUUGUUCCAGUGGACGAGGAUCGAAUUUGUGCUAUAAAAGAAAUUGUCUGUACUCCAGAGGGAUUUACAUGGACGUCUUAGCAUAUUUAAACAAGAAUAGUUCUUCUUAAGCAACUGGAAAAUAUGUAGAGUGAUUUUAUACCACAGCUGGUAGAAAAUAUUAGGGAAACUAUAAACUCGGGUCUACUCUGUAUGUGUUCAGAUGUAUAGUUGAACAGUUAUCACAGACACAGGUAAUUAGUUCAAGUCAAUUAACAUCUUCUGUUUGUAAGUCAGUACAGAAAUAAUUACAGAAAAAACAUAAUGAAUUCUUCUUAAAGGUAAAGUAAACAUUUGCAAUGCCAGGGACGUUUCUAAUUGUUCAAAAAUUAAAACAAAGUCAUAAAGUGAGAUUCCUUGAAAUUUCAGAUAUAAUACCAGAAAAAGAUUUGUUAAAACAUUUUUUCAGAACCUACUGGAAGCUCAGAAUGUAAUAUUAUAGAAAACUGUUUGUGUUUCAUAUAUCAUUUUGUGAUCCAUUUAUUUUUGAUGUGCUUGUAAUUAGGGCAUUAAUGAAUCACAAAAACUCUUAUGACAUGAUCGUCAGCGAAACAUGACUGUUUUUGAGGCAAAAUUGCCAUUCAUGAUCAUAAAUGUGUGCAUUAAACGAUUACUUAUUUAACAAAAUAGUGAAAAAUUUACCAUUGAUUUCAGUGUUGUUGGCUUUUUUUUUCUUUUCAUUUUUUUUUUCAUUAAUGUUCUGGUUAUUUUUUAACUGAUUAUAUGAUGACAGUUUUGUAUUUGUACAGAUCAUAUUGCUUUAAUAUGAUAAUGGAAGGGGCACAAUUUCCUCAGAAUGUUACAAGCAGAGUUUGUAAAUUUGUUUCCCUUGCAAAACUCUUUUGGAAACCUUGUUGUACUGAGAAAUUGUGUGGUUUGAUCCUUCAUUUUACUUAAGAAGUAUAAUCCCCAUCUCAAAUGGAAAGAACAAUAUGAGCCACGCCAUGAGAAAAUCAACAUAGUGGCUUUGCGACUAGAUGGAUCCAGACCAGCAUUCGGGCAGUCUGGUCAGGAUCCAUGCUGUUUGCUAACGGUUUCUCUAAUUGCAAUAGGCUUUGAAAGCGAACAGCAUGGAUCCUGACCAGACUGCACGAAUGCGGUCGCAGAACCACUGUUGGUUUUCUCAUGGCGUGGCUCAGAUAUUUCUUGUCAAACUCCAGCUAGGUGUUAAAUUUACCUCAUCAGCACCCAGUCUAGGCCAGUAGGAUUUUUAAUGAUACUCGUUUGAAGUAAACACCUAUCACUGAACACAAGUUCUGAUAUCAAUGUUAACAGGAAAUUGAACCAAGGUCGCUAGCACUUUGGUCUAACUUGCGUGCACUGCAUGAGUAAAAACACUAUUAAGAAAAGAAAACAAGACGUAGUAGUGUUUUGAGGGAAAGGGUUUUAACCAUAUUCUCCUCUCAAAAAGUAUGUUUUUCUCCCAUUUUUUUGACAAAAAAUGGAACUUUUUUUUCUUUUUAACAUAUAGAACAAAUACUUCAAAUAGUAGAUCUACAUAAUUAUGUGUAGCAUGCCAUUUAAAACGUAUGCAAAAUGCAGGACAUUUUCUUUUCAAGUGUAACAUGUUUAUUUAAAAAAAAAGUUUUCUUUAUGAUGUAGAUUUUCCCAUAUUUGAGUUGCUAUCGGAUGUUUUUCCUCUUCUUACCGGCCCAGCCACCACAAUUUCUCUAAAACUGAUAAAAAAUACUGCCUAUAUUGGCAAUUUAUGUUUAUUUUUCUCGACUAUGAAGAUAGAAUGUUAUUCAAUUUAUUUAUCACCUUAUAUGAUUUAUAAAUAUGACUUUGUAUCAAGCCUUUGAAAGAAUAGGCAGCAACCCUGAAAAUAAAACCCAUGUUCACAAAACAUUUUCAGUCUCGGCUGAGUUUGAUAAUAAAACUUUUUAUUUGUCAUUUAUAUCUAAAUAGCAUGUUUAAAACUAAAUUUUAAGUUAAUAACUAUUUUCAAGUGGCUAUUCAGUAUAUACGGUAUUGAUGUCAGCCUCAGUUUGAAUUUGACCUUGAAGUUUUGGUAAAAUUGAUAUUAAAAUUUCAAACUCGAACUCAGCUGAGGCUGAAAAAUAUUUUGUGAACACGGGGUUAGGACAGCUGUAAAAUGAAGUCCAUUGACAAUAUGUUGAAACUAUAUUAGACUGGACCAUUUUAAUGUUGGUUUCAUUUCACUAUAAACAAGGAGUAUAUUCACAUUUUUGAGGAUUUUAAUUUUAUACUUUUGAACAAAAUCUAUAAGUUUUGUUUGUUUGAGUUUUUUUUUUUUUGUUUUUUUUUUUGUUUUUUUAAUUCAAGAAUCGCUCAGUUCAUGAUUUUUAGUGUAUAGAACUCUGGGGCCUCUUUGGCUGAGUGGUUAUGGUUGCUGACUUUGAAUCACUUGCCGCUUACCGAUGCGGAUUCAAGCUUCUCUUGGAGCAUCAUGUUCUGCAAGUGAGGAUGCUAUCCAGCUUGCUCACGGAAUGUCAAUGGUUCUGCCCAGGCGUCUGUCUGCCCUUGAUGAAAUAAUGCACGGAGGGGCACCUGGGUUCUUCCUUCACCACCAAAAAGAAAGUCACCACAUGACCUGUAUCUGUGUCAGUAUAAGGCUAAACCCAACAAAACAAAAUAUAAUUGAAUACUCCUGUUAUUUGAAUAUUUUACUCUGACAAAUGGGUUAUACAAUUAUCCGAAAUCCACAAUGUAACUACUUCACAAAUAUUGCCCAGUCUACAUACUGGUAAUCACUGCAGCGACUUCAUUUUAGAUUUGGUACAUGUAACACUAAUCACAUGCAAAUUAAUCAGAAGAAUUCCCUGUUCUAUUGGUAUGGGUCAUCCAGAGUCGGGAAAAUUCUCUCUGGAAACAUCUAUCUGAUUAAACAGGAACUAAUGAGCAAACAUAAGAUUGACAGGUGUCAUGUGUGGGGUCAAAUUUUGAUUGGUUGGUGAAAUUUAUCAAAGCCUUAUUCUCAGAAGAUAGUAUUCUACAGAAAAAAAGAAUGCACAUUCAAAAUAUUAUUCAAAAGUAUUGGAAAUUAAAAAGUAUUUUGUUUUUUGUUGUUUAUUUAAGAGAAAGCUAAGUGAUACAUUAGAUUUUGGUAAAUUACAUCAUCAGAAAAGCAUUUGAGCUGCACCAUGAGAAAACCAACAUAGUGCAUUUGCGACCAGCAUGGAGCCAGACCAGCAUCCGCGCAGUCUGGUCAGGAUCCAUGCUGUUCGCUUUCAAAGUCUUUUGCAAUUAGAGAAACUGUCGGCGCACAGCAUGGAUCCUGACCAGACUGCGCAAAUGCACAGGCUGGUAUUGAUCCAUGCUGGUCACAAAUGCACUAUGUUGGUUUUGUCAUGUUGUGGCUCAAAAUUUUGAUGUAGAUUUUGAACAUUCUUGUCCUGGUUUUAUAUUUUAUAAUAAAUUUGAGUGUGAUGAGUUGAAUAUAUGUUGUGAUAUGGUAAUAUCUGUGCUAAUUGUGAACUUGUUCCCUGAUUUUUAUGUUUCAUUGUUAUCAAUAUUUAAAUAUAGUUUACAGAAAAU